UCAUAAGCCCAAAAAAGCCCUAACAUUACAUUACACUGUUUCUCUCGCAAAACACUCGGAGCUGCCAGCCACGGUCGAAGUCAUUCUUCCACCAGCGCCAGCCACCGUCGAAGUCGACGUUCUAACUUGGGUCUCCAGCUUUUCAUCGAACUACGUUUCAAUCCAAAUGGAAGGAGUUGAAAGCAUAUUGGAUACCCUUAAUGAGGAAGAUGAUAUAUUCGAAGAUGACGUUGAAAUGGUUGAUGUGGAAGAAGGUGAACUAGUCGACCAAAAUUCACACAAUCAGACGGGUCAAUCCAAUGAAACCAACCAAGAUUCUCAGAGUAAAACGCGGAGGCGGAGGGCCAACAAGAAGAAGAAUAAGCGAAAGAGGACUGGUGCAGCUCCUAAUGUCACAGAUAUAAACAGAUUUGUGUUAGAUGCAUGUAGGCGUUUGAAAGAGAAGAAAUCAUACAUGGUUUAUACGGCAGUUGGAUGUCUUGGGGUCUCUGCAUUAUGUGAUCUCAUCAAGGAGGUGGAAGCAGUCCAGGCUUGUGGAGGUCAGAUGACUUCUGAUGGCAGACGAUAUCGAACAGGUGGUGGCAUAUUAUGGAGCAUCCUUAAAACGCGAGAACCAAAAGCCUACAAAGAGAUAAUGAAUAAAGCAAAGGAAUUUGAGAAGCAAUUCAAGCGACCAAAACUAAAUAUGACACAAGAAACAGAGCAAGGGAAAGGUAACUCAUCUCAAAGCAUUGCCGAUGACUCCUCGAACAAGACAACAACAUCUGAUGUUUCGGAUGGCUUGCAAGUCUUGUUGGAAGUGAAGAAUCAAAGUGAGCCCACAAAUGAUGAGAAAAAAACAAUGUCUGUCCAUGAGAGGUUGAGGGUACCUGUUUCUUAUGAUGAUGAUCUACUUGGAGUUGGAGGUGAUCCUAAAGAUGAUACAACUUGAUUCUUGGAACACUUUAUUUGUGUCUUUUAAAAUGCUCUAUAGCUUCGGUCUUGAUAAAGAUGGGGUUUGGAAUAUAGAGAAUUGAUUCAUUAUUGGUUUUCUGGAGGCAACAAUUUGCAACCGAGAGUUUUCUGAGUAAAUCAGCUAUUGUUAAUUUUUGUUGAAAGAGAAAGGUGUCAUUAAAGUUUUGGUCUUUUUGUGAAUUAUUUUUCUUACAUUCAUGAAUAUUUAAUCAUAGUGGUUGAGCAGCACCAUCGCUCGGGAAUAACUCAAGAACUAAAUCAACAAGGCAUGUCUUGGUCUUA
This is a messenger RNA of Humulus lupulus (European hop), 1236 nucleotides long. RefSeq lists its product as uncharacterized. Gene Ontology annotation, biological process: snRNA export from nucleus. The transcript is spliced from 5 exons. NCBI's taxonomy places the organism in Eukaryota, Viridiplantae, Streptophyta, Magnoliopsida, Rosales, Cannabaceae. The record is from RefSeq and is a predicted model, not a curated record. The coding region runs from base 167 to 931 and encodes 254 amino acids.